AUGCAUUAAUAAGUAAAAUAAAAAGAAAAAACUUAAUGGGAAAUAUAUAAAAAAGAAUAUGAUAGAUUAAAAGCUAAUAAAAUGAAUUCUUCAAAUUAAUUCUAAAGUUUUGAUUUAGAAGAAGAAAAAAAAUUAUAUGAACUAUUAAUGCAAAUUUCUAUUAAAGAAACUGAUUAAUUUAAAGAUAUAAAGAAAAAACUCACAAAAGGCGGUUUUCUAGAAGAACAUGAGGCCGGUAAAGGUAAAAAAGAUACAUAUUUUUAAAAUGAUUGGAUAUGUAAAAAUAAUAUUCCUAAAGAUUUUAUGACAUUAGUAAGAUUUACUAUAUAAUAAAAAUUGACAAAAAAAGCACAUUUUCAUACUCGUAGUUUUUUAUCCAACGAUGGAAAAGAGAUUUUUAUUUUAAUAAAGGGUAAUGAAUAGAUUUUUAAAAAAGAGGCUAAAUCUUCUGGAUUAACAAAAUAAUUAGAACUAGGAUAUUCAGAUUUGUUUAGUUUAGAGCCUUGUGAUAAACUUUAUAGGCCGAUGAGAUUGAAGAAACAAGUGAGGGAUUGCGUUAAGCAAUUAUAGAAGAAAUUAUAAAAAAAUUACGAUUUAAAGAAUUAAUUUGAAUAAAAUAAUAAUGUUACAAAGAGGAAUUUCAGAAGAAUUGAAAAUAGGACUUAGAUGUUAUUUGAAGUUGUUAAAAAAUGGAAUAACGAUGUUUUUUGGGCUAAUUUGGCUUAUAAAUAAUUACAAGUUGAUUAUUUUAUGAAUGAAAUAGCAGAAAAACUAGGUAUUAAUAAAGAAAACGAAAACGCAGAAAUUUUAAAAGACUCAGAAUCUACAACUAGAGAAGAAUGGGAAGCUUAUUAUGUAUAUUUAGAUUAUCUAAUAUAUUUUAAAAAACUAAUAAAUAAAUUACAAAAAAUAGCUAAAUAAGAUAAACGAGAAAAAAAAAUUAGAUAAAAAAAUAUAGUAGAUUAAAAUGAAGCGUUUUUAUAUAAACUAUUCUUUAGAAAAGCAGUUAGAGACACAAAUGAAGUUUAUCAUUAAAUAAAUGGGUUUUUUUCAACUUAAAAGAUACUAUAAAAUAUUUGGGAUAGAUUAAAUACUCGUCCAAUUUCUGCUUAUGUUGAUUAUUUUGAUAAUAAUGAUUAAACAGAUAGUUUUUUAUGGCGAAAAUAUGAAACUAAUGAAAAAAAGUAUCGUUCAAUGUUUUUGAAUAUGGAAAAAAUAAAACUAACAUAUUCUAUGAUAGUAAAACAAGUUAAUAUUAAUGGUUUAGUUCGAAGUCCAUUUUUUUUAAUGAAGGAAUAUUUUGCUUUACAUGAUCCUUAUUAAUUACAUGGUAUUGCUAAAAAAGAUUAUUUUAACGAUUUAAUAAAAUGUGGAAUUGUGGAUAAAGAUAUAGCAACUGAUACUGAAAAAGAGCUCAGGUAGAUGUUUUAAUUAUUAGAGGAUGAAGCUGAAGGAGCCGAUUUUGAUGCUGAUAGUGUUUCUGAGGAAACUGCUUUUAAUUAUUUAAGGCCUUGGCAUAUAUAGGUGGAUUCUAUUAGAGACUAUUUCGGAGAAAAAAUUGCUCUUUAUUUCAAGUUUUUAGAAUUUUAUACAUUCCAUUUAAGCUAUUUAGGAUUUAUUUCUAUUUUGGUAUAGCUUUUGAAAACAUAUGUAGACUCAGAUAAAUUAAAUAAUGCUCUUAAUAUAAGUUUUUCAGCUAUUAUUAUUAUUUGGUCUACUCUAUUUGUAGAAAUGUGGAAAAGAGAAUAAGUAUUAUUUUCAAUAGAAUUCGGUUAAUAGGAUUUCGAAGAAGAUGAAGCGGAAAGACCUGAAUUUGAAGGUACAUAUUAGCGAUCUAUUAUUUUAGAUAAAUUAAAUGAAGAAUAUUUUUCCCCUGUUAAAAGAAAAGCAAUUAUAUUGUUUGCUCUUAUUAUAAGUUGUUUAAUUAUAUUUAUAGUAUUUUAUGUUGUGAUAAAUAUAUUUUAAUAAAAGAAUAUAUGGGUAUAGAGUCCUCCUGUAUUCCUUUAAGGUUUUAUAGAUCCAAAUAUAUUUAGUUCAAUAUUAUUAGCUGUAAAUAUAAAUAUAUUCACAUUUAUAUAUUCAGGAAUAGGAGACUAUUUAAACAAAGUAGAAAACCAUAAAAUAUUAUCGUCAUAUGAGAAUUCCUAUAUAUCUAAAUUAUUUCUUUUUUAAUUUUUCAAUACAUUUAAUUCUCCUCUUUUUGUGGCUUUUUUAAGUGAUGUUUUUCCGAAUUUGAAUUUAUGUAGAUAUAACCCUAAGUUACCCCCAGAUUGCUUCAAAACGUUAAGUUAAAAUAUCGUUGUGAUUUUUUUAAGUAUGAUAGCAAAGAAUAUACCAGAAAUUCUAGUCCCUUAUUUAAAAGCAUUUUCUAAAAGUUUUUUUGGAUAAAAAAAAGAAAAAUAAGUGAUACACCCUUUUCAUAAAAUUGAUAAUUAUGUCGAAUUAUAAUCUCUAUAAGAACCAUAUAUGACUAAUAAUGAUUUAGAUGGAACAGUUGCAGAUUAUUUAGAACUUGUUAUUUAGUUUAGUUUUUUAACUAUUUUUGGGUUGAGUUUUCCUCUAUGCUUUUUUAUUGCCUUUGUUGUUAAUAUUUUAGAAAUACAAGUUGAUAGAUAAAAAAUCUUUAAUUUUGUCAAAAGACCUAUUCCUACAGGGGCAUCUAAUAUUGGAACUUGGCUAUUGAUUAUUGAUAUUAUUAGUUUUAUCUCAAUAUUUGCAAAUGCUGGCUUAAUUGUUUAUACUUCAAAACUUGUUGAAAAAUCAUAUUAAAUUAUUGUUUUUAUUUCUCUUUUAUUUGGAUUUUUAUUUAUUAAGUAUUUACUUAGAUUUUUGAUCCCUGAUGUACCAGAAAAAGCUUUGAUUAUUAAUAAAAGACAUUAAAUUUCUAUUGAUAAAAUUAUAAAAGGAUUUUAGAAAAAAAAAAUAAGGACUUAUUACAUUGGCAAAAUAUAAACUGAAAUUAAUGGAAUCAAUAAAAGUGGAAUACAUUUAAAUAUAUGA
Messenger RNA from Ichthyophthirius multifiliis, 3000 nucleotides. RefSeq lists its product as hypothetical. The record is from RefSeq and is a predicted model, not a curated record. NCBI's taxonomy places the organism in Eukaryota, Ciliophora, Oligohymenophorea, Hymenostomatida. The transcript is spliced from 6 exons. Gene Ontology annotation, biological process: chloride transmembrane transport. Gene Ontology annotation, molecular function: chloride channel activity.